Penicillium daleae is the source of this 1251-nucleotide messenger RNA. RefSeq lists its product as uncharacterized. The transcript has 5 exons. The record is from RefSeq and is a predicted model, not a curated record. Bases 1 to 1251 code for a protein of 416 amino acids. Lineage: Eukaryota; Fungi; Ascomycota; Eurotiomycetes; Eurotiales; Aspergillaceae. Gene Ontology annotation, biological process: protein homooligomerization.
AUGGCAGGAGAAUCCAAUCCCUCCACCCCUGCUAGCGCCGGCAAAUCACCAGCCUGUACCCUUCCCCCCGACAAGGUCUUCUCCAUUCAGAUUGGCUCCGAGCUCUUUCGCCUGUCGGGAGCCUCCAUUGCCUCGGACGCACCCUCCUACUUCUCCCGCUUCUUCGAGGAGCAAUUGCGCCUGGUCGAUCCCUCCAAUGUUCGAACUCUCUACAUUGAUCGCGACCCAGCAACUUUUCAGGACAUAGCCCGCCAUCUCCAAGGAUAUCAUGUCCAGCCUCGAGAUGGCGCCCAAUUUGUGAAGCUAUUCGCCGACGCGCAAUUCUACACCUUGCCCCGGUUAAUGUCCCAAUUAUUCGAGUCCGAGAUCUUCAUCCAGAUCGGCGACCACCACUUUCAGAUCCCUCGUGACAUCUUCUCCGGCCCUGGUGAUUCCCCGAACUUCUUUUCCCUUGGUUUCGGCGCGUUUUUUUGCCUCGCCCUCCGAGGUCUUCCCCGGGCUGGACCGCACGUGUUUGCAGAACUGCUUCACCUGCUACGUGGAUACCCGCUGCAUAUUCGAAAUGCCGAUCAUCGUGCAGAGCUGUUACGCGAUUGUCGCUAUUUCCAUCUCCGCGGACUGGAGCAGAAGUUGAUUCCCCACCACAUCAGUUACAAUCCUUUCCGUCAACGCUCGGAGAUUGUGAUUCGCCUGGAAGAUGUACGACCGUCCGGUAUUCACUUCGCUCCGGAUACGACUUCUCGAACCGGCGUUGGGUCGGUGCUAUACGCUCGUCCCUUCGUCGACGAGAACCCGUCCGAUUUGAUCUUGGAAAUUGCAGACGCCUCUACUAUGGUCAAUCGAGCUAUCCGCCGGGCCGAUUUCGUGGGAUUAACCAAGUCUCGCAUGGCGAGCUUGCUCCAAGUAGUGGCCAAGAGGAUGAAUCUUCCGAAUUUGCAAUUGGGCGCGAUCCCUAUCAAGGUCCGCUGGGGACAAGCCACGGAUAUCGUGGUGGACGGUGAAUCGAAUUACACCUGCCCGGCGAAUUUUGCACCAGAUUUAGAGACGGAUGAUGAUUUACCGCCGGCCAAGCGUCACCGUACGGAUGGAUCUGAAUCAUCUUACAAUGAGCCAUGCGUGAUUCGAACAGGGCAAUGGCGACUACUGGUGGAGCCUGACAAUAACGGCGCAUACGAGGCAGUCCUGGUCGCGGUCAAGUUGGACACCUGGACGACUGCGCGAGUGCGAAACCAACAGCAAAAGUUCCUCUGA